UCUGAUCAGAUCUCAGUACGGAUGUUGAGCGGUACCUGUACCACGCUCAGCUUUAAGAGUCAGAAUGAGAGUGUCCAGCUACCACUGUCCCCCCUGCCCAACAUCACCCCAACUAAAGAAGUGGCCUGUCUGCAGACUGAGGGGGCGUUCACCUCUCUGGCAGCCCAGGAGCUCUCCCUGAGUAAGAAGCACCAGAAGAACCAGGGCCAGCCCAUAGACACCAAGAGGGUGUCAGUGCGUUCCAGUGAGGUGCUACAGGUGACCCGGGAGGUGGAGGAGCUGGAAGAACCCUGUCUCUUCAGGAGAGGAGGAGGGCGGGCAGGACGAGAGCUGAAAAGACUCCGGAGGAGAAUAUGUCAUAUCCUGGACGACUGGCUGGAGUUCUACCGGGUCACCACAGGUAUCAAGUGCCCAGAUAUGGAGCGGAUGUCUGAUGGUCCAAUGCGGCCCAGACUGAAGAGAGAGGGCCAGUCAGCAGCGCUGCCCUCCCUCCGCCCCACCACAGGGCUGUCAGACAGUACCCGGGGUCUACCAGAGGAGGGAAGCACAGCGCUACAUGUCAGCACCAGACACAUGCCACCUGCCUCAGAUGUCCUCCUGCCAGGCUCCACCCACAAGUUGUCAUGGACAUUUUCUCCAAAGAAGCAGGGCAAGGAGGGAAGAGAGGAGCCCCUUCAUUUCACACAGUCAGGGACGUUCAGAGUCCACAGCAACGUCAGACUGGAGUCUGUAGUGAUCCCGAGAUGCAGUCCAGAGCUCCGUCUCACUGCCCAACUUCCCCACUACACAUCCUCAAGCCCCUCCACCCCGUACCCCCUUUACAGCCCGUGUCCUGCCCAGCUUAGGGCCGUUUCCCUUGGAUUAGAGGGCCGGACUCACAGGCUGUGUCGCUGUAGCUCCAGGACCAUGCCAGUCCUGACAGAUCAGGAGUAUGAUGCCUUCAUUUGGGGCCAGCCCCCCCACAGUGAACAGAUCCUGGUGGUGUGUGUGACACCCCUGCACCAGACCCCCCUCGCCCCUCACAUUCCCUUGUUGCCCAAUGAGGACAUGCUGGAGCUGCUCUACGAGAGGAUGAAUAAGAACAGGACCAUGCCAUGCACUCAGGUUGAUUUACAUACAUUUACAUGA
Molecule: messenger RNA, 1128 nt
Organism: Oncorhynchus nerka (sockeye salmon)
Lineage: Eukaryota; Metazoa; Chordata; Actinopteri; Salmoniformes; Salmonidae
Exons: 6
Coding region: 22-1128 (368 amino acids)
Source: RefSeq, a predicted model, not a curated record